AUGGAGCUGAGCUUGGACAACCUGGGCGGGCUGGCGCAUCCGCAGGCGGCCGGGGAGCUGCUGAGUCCAGCCCACGCGCGGCCCGGCCCACACCGCGGCCUGGUGGGGGGACCGGCCCGGCCGGCUAUGGUAUCUGGCGUGGCCUCGCUGCUGGAGAGCGGCGCUGCUGACUACCGGGCCGAGCUGGCCGCCCCGCUGCACCCAGCCAUGAGCCUGGCCUGCGACUCACCCGGCCCGGCCCUCAGCCUCAGCGGCUCUUACACUACCCUCACGCCGCUCCAGCAUCUGCCACCCAUCUCAGCUGUCUCCGACAAGUUCCACCCGCACCCACCCCCGCACCCACACCACCACCCGCACCCGCACCACCCCGCUGGCCCCCCGCCCCACGGAGCCCACCCCCACCAGCGCCUGCCCGCAAAUGUCAGCGGCAGUUUCACCCUCAUGCGAGACGACCGGGGGCUGGCCUCCGUGGGCAAUCUCUACGGCCAUUAUGCGAAGGACGUGCCGGCUAUGGGGCAGCCGCUGAGCCCGCUAGCCAACGGGCUGGGCCCCCUGCACGGCGGACAGCAGCCGCCGCCGCCGCCGCCCCCGCCGCCUCCGCCCCCGCUGGCGACCUACGGCACCGGGCCGCACCUGGCCGGGGAGAAGAUGUUGUCUGCGGCCGCCUUCGAGCCGCACGCGGCCAUGCUGGCCCGGGCUGAGGAUCCUCUGGGCCGUGGCCUCGGGGCACCUGGAGCGGGUCUGAUGGCGCCUCUCAACGGGCUAGGCGCGCACGGGCACCACGCGGGUCCCGGUGGCAGCGCCAGCGGCGGGGGGGGACUAUUGGCCGAGCGCGAGCGGCAGGCGGCGGCGGCCGCGUCGGGUUCGCAGGCGGGCAGCUCUGGCCAGGUGGAAGAGAUCAACACCAAAGAAGUGGCGCAGAGAAUCACAGCCGAGCUGAAGCGCUACAGCAUCCCCCAGGCCAUUUUCGCUCAGCGUAUCCUAUGCCGCUCGCAGGGCACCCUCUCCGAUCUGCUACGCAACCCCAAGCCCUGGAGUAAGCUCAAGUCCGGCCGCGAGACCUUCCGCAGGAUGUGGAAGUGGCUGCAGGAGCCUGAGUUCCAGAGGAUGUCGGCCCUCAGACUCGCAGCUUGCAAGCGGAAGGAGCAGGAGCAGCAGAAGGAGCGGACGCUGCAGCCCAAGAAGCAGCGCCUGGUCUUCACGGACCUGCAGCGCCGCACGCUGAUCGCCAUCUUCAAGGAGAACAAGCGGCCGUCCAAGGAGAUGCAGGUCACCAUCUCGCAGCAGCUCGGCCUGGAGCUCAACACCGUCAGCAACUUCUUCAUGAACGCGCGGCGCCGCUGCAUGAACCGCUGGCAGGAGGAGCCGGGCGGCCCCGCCUCCGCCUCCGCCUCCGCCGCCGCUGCCGCCGCCGCGGCCGGCACCUUCUCCAAAGCAUGA
Phascolarctos cinereus (koala) is the source of this 1440-nucleotide messenger RNA. It is a transcript of the gene ONECUT3, whose product is annotated as one cut homeobox 3. The record is from RefSeq and is a predicted model, not a curated record. Gene Ontology annotation, biological process: regulation of transcription by RNA polymerase II. NCBI's taxonomy places the organism in Eukaryota, Metazoa, Chordata, Mammalia, Diprotodontia, Phascolarctidae. Gene Ontology annotation, molecular function: RNA polymerase II cis-regulatory region sequence-specific DNA binding; DNA-binding transcription factor activity, RNA polymerase II-specific. Gene Ontology annotation, cellular component: nucleus.